GUCCGGAGUACAAUCUCAAAGACCAAAAUGGUACAAUUGGAAACUCAGGGUGAAAUUGGUGCAGGGGUUCAAUCUGAGGGUCUAUUUUGGGGAAUUAGUUAAUCUGUUUGGGGAAAAAGUGAAAAAAAAAAAGGCAAAAGUGGAAAAUGGGUCGCUAUUUUUGUUAAGAAAGCAAUCAGCUUGGAGUUUAGUUGCCAAGUUCAUCAUGAAAUCCUGCAAAUGUGGUUGCUCUUGUUCUCGUUUCUUCACGAUCCUCCGUUCCCCAAAUCAUAGAAAAAUUCUGCCUCAAUCCAAAAGGAAGAAGAAGAGAACGAAAAUCCACAACCCAAUUUCCUCUGUUGUUGAAAAGUUUGCACCAUAAUCUGAAAUGGGUCGUCGGCAAAACGACUCAGGUUUCGGUAAAUUUACCAUUUUGUCCCUCUUCCUGAUGGGUGCAAUCUCCUGCUUGGCGGUAUACCUGUUUCUCACUGUGGUUUUCAGUCCCAACAACACUACUGCAUCUCUUUCUUCAAUGGAGCAUGUUGAUGGGGUUGACGAUUUGCUGAACCAUGAAGAAGGAGGAGAAGAAGAAGAAAGGCCAUGUUGUGAUGGGGUUAAGCAUUUGGAGCUAUGGGGUGAUGCCGUUAAAUGGGGUAGUGAUUUUAGGGUAAAUUCUUCUAAGGAAUGUUGCAUGGCUUGUAAGAGGAUGUGUAGAGGUGAUGGUGGAGCUUGUUUGUGUAAUUCAUGGGUGUUUUGUGGUGAUAGAGAUGCAUGUGGACCUAGAUUUGGUGAGUGUUGGUUAAAAAGACAGAAGGAUGCAUUAAACCCUGAACGACGAGACUUGGGAGAUAAAGUGAUGUGGACUUCUGGUUUAGUCUUUGAUAAGGGAGAGGGAAUUGUUGGUCUGGAAACUGACUACGGAAUUCUACGUAUAAAACUUUUUCCCGACUGUGCUCCCCAAUCUGCCUCCUACAUUCUUGAGUUGUUGGCAUUGCCUCACUGCAUUGGAUGCCAGAUUUAUCGUUCAGAGAGCCGAGGUAGCUUUUGGGAUUCAGAGGGAAACCACAUUAAGAAGGCUUCAUUUGGCCCCCCUUUUGCGCUAAUCCAAGGAACAUUUGAAUCGAUUGGUUCUACAUUCAAGGAUAUCCCAAAAGAGUAUUGUCCGACCAUAAGAAGAGGAUCUGUAGCAUGGGUUGGUUCAGGUCCAGAAUUCUUCAUCAGCCUGGCUAAUCAUAAUGAAUGGAAAAAUGCAUACACUGUCUUCGGUUCCAUACCAUCUGAAGAUAUGGAAAUCUUGGAGAAAAUUGCUCAGCUUCCGACCAAAUCAGAUGUUUGGAAUGGCAUUCAUGUUGCUGUCUUGGAGAAUCCGGUUUCAUUACGGUUCCGGAGAAUUACCACAUAGUGCAGAAACCGUUAGAUUGUUUUUCGUUCCAUUCAUUUAUUCUGAAGGUUUAUUUUAUUCCUGUUUAACUAUAGCUGAUUUUAUAUCAAAUUGAGUUUAUUUCAACUAGUUUGGUAGGUAUCUAUGUGGAUAUUUCUUGAUUCACUAGAGAUGUAGAUAAGCUGAAGAGUUCGUUUUAAAAUUCAGCUCAUUAUAAAAAUUAACAUUCAAUGUUAAACCAAAAUAACUUGUUUUUGAACAUUCGAAUCUCAUUCUAAAUACUUAACACCUAUCAUUACUCACAAACAACACGACAGUAAAGUCAUGUGACAAAUACAAAUUGGAAGCCGAAGUACCAUAUGUUUCUUCAUUCAGCUAUGUUUUUGCGUAGUGAAAGUCUCAAGCAUCCUAUGCAAAAGACACAGUGAUUCACUUAUAUUUUGAGUCUAGAUAAAUAACAAUAAGUACAUCAUAACUUUGCAUCCCUGGUUUGUGAAGAUUGGAAGAUGCAAGACUAACUUACCAUUUGAAUUCUCCUGUUAAUGUAUUUGUAUAGCCAUGUAGCAUAGACCACCACCAAACUAUUCAAACAGAUUACAAAGGAGACGCAAACACCCCCUACGGCAACAAACCAUAUGGCCGGCAUCUUGAAUGUCUUGCAAUUUACCGCAAUCCCAGAAGUCUUGCUUGCUAGAUCAGCGAAAUAAUAUAGCAGCGAAUACAUGAUUAUGGGCAUAAGAACACAUCGUUCUCCAGGACGCUCACGCCAGAACAGGAUCACCCCUAGAAUAAAACACCCAAUGAAGGUGGCCAUAUCUACCAUCUCCGGAAAUAAUGUGAAAAGUGCUUGUACAUAAUUCCGAUCGGUGUCUGAAAUGUUUCCAGCUUGGAAACCCAAUGUGGCAGCUCUCUUCGCGGGUCCCAAGUGAAGACCUUGGGUCAGAGCAGCCC
Messenger RNA from Arachis ipaensis, 2311 nucleotides. RefSeq lists its product as uncharacterized. Lineage: Eukaryota; Viridiplantae; Streptophyta; Magnoliopsida; Fabales; Fabaceae. Gene Ontology annotation, molecular function: peptidyl-prolyl cis-trans isomerase activity. The record is from RefSeq and is a predicted model, not a curated record. Gene Ontology annotation, biological process: protein peptidyl-prolyl isomerization.